This is a messenger RNA of Ciona intestinalis (vase tunicate), 2013 nucleotides long. NCBI's taxonomy places the organism in Eukaryota, Metazoa, Chordata, Ascidiacea, Phlebobranchia, Cionidae. The record is from RefSeq and is a predicted model, not a curated record.
GGAUAUCAACAAUUCUAUUUGAAUACGGUUUGGCAUAAGUUUAGUAGAGUGCUUGUUAGUAGCAGUUCGUUACCGGUCAAGUGCUCGUUAGGAGAUUUGUUUUGUUUGUGUGUUUGUUCAAGUUUGGUGGUAAGGAAUAUUCAAUCAGCAAAUGCAAGUUUACUGAAAUAACUCCAACAAUAUUCAAACUGUCAUGGCCACCCUGUCUUUUCCCGACUUAUGUCGGUUGUUUUGUUGCCCCCCUUGCCCAGCUCACAUUGCUUCAAAACUUGCAUUUAUUCCACCUGAUCCCACCUACUCGGUGAUGCCGGAUGAAACUGGGAACAAGUAUAUGCUGCAUCUCACUGAUCGAGCUGAAUGGCAGUACUCGGAGCGUGAACAACAAGCAUUGGAGGUAUUUUUGGUUCGUACGUCUCGAGGCAAUCGUGUUGCUUGUAUGCAUGUAAAGUGCACGACCACUGUCCCAGUAAGCAAAUACACGCUUCUAUUCUCACAUGGAAACGCAGUAGACCUUGGACAAAUGAGCUCAUUUUACGUGGGACUCUCGGCUCGCUUAGGAGUCAAUAUUUUUUCAUAUGAUUACUCGGGUUAUGGCGCCAGUGCUGGACACCCGACGGAGAAAAAUAUCUAUGCUGACAUUGAAGCAGCUUUUCAAUCACUGAGACAAAGGUACUCAGUAAGCCCUGAACACAUUAUAUUGUAUGGGCAAAGCAUUGGUACAGUGCCCACUAUUGACCUUGCAAAGAAAUACGAAUGUGGUGCCGUCAUUCUACAUUCCCCUUUACUAUCGGGUCUACGUGUGGCGUUUCCAGAUACCAAACGUUCAUGGUGUUUCGAUGUCUUCCCAAGCAUAGAAAAAAUUCCCAAAGACCUCCCUGUCCUUGUGAUUCAUGGGACAGAAGAUGAGGUGAUCGACUUCUCACAUGGUCUUGCCAUUUACGAGCAAUGCCCUCGGGCUGUAGAACCACUCUGGGUUGAAGGUGCCGGCCACAAUGACAUAGAACUGUACAGCCAAUAUGUGGAAAGGUUACGUCAGUUUAUCCACAACGAAUUGCCCUAAACUCACAUUACUCGUUAAUCCUGUGAAGAAUGCCUGCGUACUGUUGCUGAUGAUCUGCACAUUUGAUUGGAAUAAUCUACAAUUACUUUCAUAAUCUUUGUAACAGGUCAAUUAAGAUCUUCUAUCAGGACUGUGGAGUAUUUUUGUACAAAGUUAUUUUUAAAGUAACUCGCGCAAAAGAAUGUCUAUUUUUAGUGUCGGCUGUUUACACCGAUAUAUUUCAUAAUUUGUUGUGACUUGUGAUUAUAUUGUUUCGGUUGCCUUGCUGUUUCCAGGAACCUCAGAUUUCGAACUAUCAUAAACUGUACCAAGAUUUAAAUUAAAAUUUUUUAUGUAUUGUGGUACGUAUAUUAAUAUUAUCACUUUCUGUUUCUGUUUUUCUGAUCGUACAAAAUUAAAGUGGGAAUUUUCCCACUAAAUCUACUUCAUCUCCAACUCUGCUGGUGGACUAACAGUAAAAGUUAUUAUUUUCAAUUUUUAGAAAAGUAAGUUUUUAUUCAUAUAAUAGUAUAUGAGCAAUGUCAUGCUUGCAAUUCAAUCAAUUGCAAUGCAUACAUUUGCCGUUUUUCCCAGAUGAACUGUAGAUUAUAUUCAGUUUUCACAAAUCAAAGUAACUUUCAUUGACAACUCAUUUUACAAGCGUUAAUUAUAUUCUAUAUUGCUUAACCAAGGUUUCAACAGUUUUGUAUUACAGUUGUCAGUUGUUCUGCACUUGCUUUUGGCUGCUCCCAUUUUUGAGCAAUGUAUUAUUACUGGCAGCCAAAUGUAUUUCCUCUGCCUCGGGUUUUUUGCUCCAGGAAUUGGUUGGUCUGUGUACAGCAACAUGUUAUUUAAAUUUUAAAAGUUGUAUUGCCAAGUAGCAUUGUAGUCGUCUACUAAUUCGCUCGGUGCAAUUUUGUUGGAAUCAGUUAUUUCCUAAACCUUUAAACACCAAUAAACUAAAUAUGAAGGUA